GCAUUUUCCCCUCUUUCUCGAACCCUAGAACUCUGUUCUCUCUCUCGAACUCUAGAACUUUGUUCUCUCUCUCGAACUCUCUUGCUCUCGAACCCUCUUCUUUGUGGAGUCAUCUUCAUCAACCAUUCAUUCACCUCUCCUCUCCAACCUUCAGUCAGCUCUCGUGUCGAACAUUCGUCUCAAAUCUUCAGUCACCUCCCCUCUAGAUCGUCUCUUCUCUGCAGCUGUAAAUCAUUCUUCUCUGGAGCCCUAAAUUUGACGUAGUUGGAUUUUGACGAGGCAUCGAUUGAGGCUGCUGUGUUGCGGUUUAAGCUGAGACAUAGAACUUGGUGUUGCGAAGGCCGAAGGAACCACAAAAAGUUGCACUUGGUACCUGCAAUCCAGUAUACAACAAGGUUCUUUUAUCAACCAAAGCUCCUAAAACAUGGAUCAUGCUCAACCAAAUCGUUCAUGGAUGUACGAUAGGUGUCAUAGAGGAAGAGGUGCUUUGAAAGAGUCUUUUGAAGAGUUUAUAAGUAAAGCUUGUGAACAACAACGUUAUCGUAGAGAUGGGGGUCUUCGAUGUCCAUGUUUAAAGUGCGAUUGUACAAAGAUUCUGCACGAAAGAGUUGUGAAGGUUCACCUUUACAAGAACGGUUUCAAGCCUAAUUAUUUCAUUUGGGAGGAUCAUGGGGAAAUAAUGCCAGAAGAUCAUGUACAGAAUCAUGACAGUUCGAUGGCUGUAGAGACGGAAGGUGGUCAAAUUAACCAAUUUCAAACAAUGGAAGACAUGGUGCAUGAUGCUCUUAGGCAAAAUGAGUCGUGGCAAGCAUCUACUUCUAAUAACAUUGAAGAGGCUCCGAAUGAAGAAACACAAAGGUUUUUUAAUUUUUUGUUGGAUGCAAACCAGCCGUUGUAUGGAGGAGCAUCAGACUCGAAAUUAUCAAUGUGUGUCAGACUAUUAGCUUGCAAGUCAAAUUGGAAUAUUCCUAACCAAUGCAUAGAUUUUAUUGCAAAAAUGGUUAUGGAUGCAACACCCAUCAAAUCAGGUUUGCCUAAAACAUACUACGAUGCAAAAAAGUGUGUAUCAAAGUUGGGAUUACAAUCGCAGAGGAUUGAUUGUUGCGUGGAUGGUUGCAUGCUCUUCUAUGAUAAUGAAUAUGGUAAGAAUGAUGACGCGUUGCUUGAAUGCAAAUUUUGUGGAAAGCCAAGAUAUCAACCACGUAACACGGGAGCAACUACUACAAAACAAGUUCCUAUGAAAUCAAUGUUCUAUUUGCCAUUAAUUCCCAGACUACAAAGAAUGUAUGCCUCAACACAAACUGCAGGACAAAUGACAUGGCACUAUCAGAACAUGUCGUCGAAUGGUGUUUUGCGUCAUCCAUGUGAUGGAGAGGCUUGGAAGCACUUUGAUAGAGUAUAUCCUGACUUUGGUAUCGAGCCACGCAAUGUACGACUCGGUUUAUGCUCUGACGGUUUUAACCCAUAUGUACAGGCAUCAAAUAUACCAUAUUCAUGUUGGCCAGUUAUUGUGACCCCUUAUAAUCUUCCUCCAGAAAUGUGCAUGUCUAAACCUUAUAUGUUCUUGACAUGUCUUAUUCCCGGGCCAUUCAAUCCAAAGGUUGGCAUAGAUGUGUACUUAGAGCCCUUGAUAGACGAAUUGAAGAAGCUGUGGACGGGUGUGAUGACAUAUGAUAUUUCAAGGAAACAAAACUUUAUUUUGAGGGUCAUGCUAAUGUGGACAAUUAAUGAUUUUCCUGCUUAUGGUAUGUUGUCCGGCUGGAGCACUCAUGGUAAACUGGCAUGCCCACAUUGCAUGGAGCAUACAAAGGCUUUUAGAUUAUAUCAUGGGGCAAAAAAUUCAUGGUUUGACUCCCAUCGGAGGUUUUUACCGAAUGACCAUGCUUUUAGGAGGAAUAGGAAUGCUUUCAAGAAGGGGGAAGUGGAGAUGGAUGACGCACCACCAUAUCUUACGGGACCAGAAGUUUGGAAUAGAAUCAAUGGUUAUCCUAAAAUAACUGAAAAUGGUGCACCAAGAAUUGAUGGAUACGGUGAGUGGCAUAAUUGGACGAAAAAAAGCAUCUUUUGGGAUCUACCCUAUUGGAAGGAUAAUUUGUUAAGGCAUAAUCUUGACUUCAUGCACAUUGAAAAAAAUUUCUUUGACAACAUCUUUAAUAUUGUGAUGAAUGUUGCGGGGAAGACAAAAGACAAUGAGAAGGCCCGAAUCGAUAUAGCUUUGUACUGUAGACGAAAAGAUUUGGAGCUAAAAAGUCAUAGCAAUGGAAACAUGUAUAAGCCAAAAGCAAAUUAUACACUCUCAACAGACCAAACAAAACAAGUCUGUCAUUGGGUAAAAGGUCUUAGGAUGCCUGAUGGAUAUUCUUCUAACUUGUUAAGGUGUGUUGAUGUGAAUAGGGGAAAGCUCAUUGGGAUAAAAAGUCAUGACUGCCAUGUGUUUAUGGAAUGCUUACUUCCUAUAGCGUUUAGUUCUUUACCGUCUCAUGUUUUGAAUCCCAUUACAGAGAUAAGUCAUUUCUUUAGAGAUUUGUGUUCUACUACAUUGAACAAGGAUGACCUAGCGAAGAUGGAAGAAAACAUUCCAAUCAUUCUUUGCAAGAUGGAGAGAAUAUUUCCUCCCUCAUUCUUUGAUUCUAUGGAACAUCUCCCUAUCCAUCUUCCAUAUGAGGCACGACUUGGUGGACCAGUCCACUAUAGGUGGAUGUACCCAUUUGAAAGGUGACAAUAUGACAUGUUAUUGUUCAAUUUACUAGGCAUAAUUCAAAAACCCUAACACAUCAGUUUCAAUUUUGUAGGUUCAUGGGAUAUGCUAAACGUUCAGUAAAGAAUAAAGCUAGAGUUGAAGGAUCUAUUUGCGCAUCAUACUUGCACAGAGAAACAACUCAUUUUUGUUCUCACUAUUUCAAAAACUUCAUGUUAACACCACAAAGCAGUAGAAAUGAAGUAGACAUUCAAAUAGAAAGCUUUACGACAACAUUAUUAGUGUUUGACCAACCUGGCCGUCAUUCUGGGAGGGAAUCAACACAUUGGUUAAGUGAUGAAGAAUUGAGAUCAGCUCAUGUUCAUGUAUUGAUCAAUUGCAAUGAAGUUGAACCUUACCUUGAGUAAGCCUCCCAAAAUAAAUUAUAUUUCCCAAUUCUUUCAUUUGAUAUAAUUAAUUGUCUUUGAUCUAAUAUGGUCGUACAUGUCGACAGCUCAUUCUUGCAUACCUAUCAACUAUCUGAGUCAAACAGUUCGACAUACAUACAUACUAAUUUCCCAUUGUGGUUCAGGCAAAAAGUACGACUUCCUAUCAUUCUUACACAUUCAUUUCUUCCUUAAUUCUUUAAUCAUUACAUUGUUGAAUAGUUUCAUAUCCUGAAUGGUUGUAGGUUCAUAACGAUCCUUUAAGUGUGAGGAACCAACAUCUUAGAGAUUUAUCACUUGGUCCUUUAAGGUGUGUAAAGGAAUGGCACACAUUCUUUGCUAAUGGAUACAAAUUUCAUACCCAUGCAUGGAGUCAGGGCAAGAAGACAAUAAAUAGUGGGGUUCAUGUUAAAGGGCUAACAGAAGGAGGUCAAGAUGAUUUCUAUGGUGUCAUUAAACACAUUUAUGAGUUGGAAUACAAUUCAACAACCACAGAAAAGAAAAUUGUAUUAUUUUAUUGUGAUUAGUUUGAUCCAUCGAGAGUAGGUACAAGGGUGGAUUCAAAGUAUGGCAUUGUGGAUAUUCGAAUGGAUAAAAGAUAUGUGUUGUUUGAUCCUUUUAUAAUUGCACAUAAUGUACAACAAGUGUAUUAUGUACCAUAUCCUACAUCACGCACGGACAAACGAGGUUGGUGUGUUCCGAUAAAAACUAAGCCUAGAGGUCGCAUUGAUUCGAAUGAUGUAGAAGCCGAUGUGCCAUACCAAGUGGAGGAAAUGUCACAUGUUAAUGACAUCAUUGAAGUUGAAGAAGUAGUCCGAUUACAAGAUGUAGAAGCUGGUCUUGAAGAAGUGAACCCUAACAAUAUUUCAUCAUUUCAAGGGCAGAUAGAUGAAGAUACAACGGAAUCAGAAGAAUACAAUGCAGAGGGACAGGGUGAAGAUGACAAUGAAGAUGAAUUUCAUAGUUCUAGCACUGAAUUGAGUUAGGGUGUGUCCCUCCUUAUUUUUGUUGCAUUUAUAAU
This is a messenger RNA of Vigna angularis (adzuki bean), 4144 nucleotides long. RefSeq lists its product as uncharacterized. NCBI's taxonomy places the organism in Eukaryota, Viridiplantae, Streptophyta, Magnoliopsida, Fabales, Fabaceae. The transcript has 4 exons. The coding region runs from base 425 to 2719 and encodes 764 amino acids. The record is from RefSeq and is a predicted model, not a curated record.